Molecule: messenger RNA, 8313 nt
Organism: Gambusia affinis (western mosquitofish)
Lineage: Eukaryota; Metazoa; Chordata; Actinopteri; Cyprinodontiformes; Poeciliidae
Gene: cfap74
Product: cilia and flagella associated protein 74
Exons: 37
Coding region: 128-4555 (1475 amino acids)
Source: RefSeq, a predicted model, not a curated record
GUCUCCUUGGAAACAGUGACAGUAAGGAUUAAACUUGCUUCAGAAAAGGUUGUUUGGUAAAACAGUGUGGAAAAGCCUCACUAAGACAGCUUUCUAGCAUUCCGAGUUAGCAGCACCUAUCAGCUUGAUGGACUUUGAGGAGUUUGAGUGCUCAACUGAAGGUGGGUCUCUGAAGUCUGGACUCUUCGAUGUGCUCCUUCGCAGUUUUGAUGAAACAGAAGAGGAGGAAGAGGAAGAGGUUGUGGAGGUGGAGGCGGAGGCGGAGGAUGUAUAUUUUCAUGAAGAGCCAGGCCCUCUUCCUGAUUUGGAGUGGAUGCAGGAAUUAUCUGAUGAGAGCGAUGGCGGCGGUGAUGGCGCCAGCGACCUUGCACCUGAGGUCGAUGUUAGCAAGCAGAGGAGUUUUGCCGAGACAGCACGGAUGUUCAAGCUGAGACGAAACCUGGACCAGCUGGACUCGAUUCAUCGACAGAAGGAGCAUGACGUGCAGAAAACCAGAGAACACCUGAACAUUUGCCACCAUAAUAUAAAAAGCUGCUUGGACCAGAAGAACCAACUGGAGAAGGAAAUAGAGCAGCAGAAGGCAAACAACAACAGUGUGGCGGUGUUUCGACUGAAAACCCAGCAUGAGUUGUUGUGUCAAAACCUGCAGAAUGAAGAAAAGCUGGAAGGCCAAAUCCUCACCGAACUGAGGCAACAAGAAAUGGAGCUGAAUAUGAUGGAGGUGCAACUUGGCAACGUCUCCAAACACCACCAAGUCUUGGAGAAAGAAGAGCAGGUCUUCCAGGUCCUUAAAGCACAGAAGGCUGUAGCAAGGUUGGAGCAGGAGAGGAGAGUCAGCCAAAACCGUCAACGCACAAUGAAGCUUUUCAUGAAUGAACGGGCAGUCAAGCUGAAGGAGGAGGAGAUCAAAUGUCAAAGGAAGAAUGAAGAGUUUGAUGUAAACCGAAAGCUAGCUGCCAAGUACUUGAGGAGGAGCAAUAAAAGCUCCUCUGACGGCGAAAACUUCAAAAUGGAAAUGGAGGAAAUGGAGGAAAGUGUUAAUAAACGCGCUGACGACUACAGCACCCCCAGUGACUUCUUCGCAGAGCCUGAAUUUUCUGGGCUGUGGGAACAAGAAUGCAAGAAGCUUGUCUUAUCUUCUGCAAAGUCAGAAGUUAAGGAAGCUGAAUCCAGCCAGGACAGCGGGACGUUAAAUGCGACUGCCAAAAGGGUUCUGAAACAGCCUCCAUUCUCCAGUAAGCCAGAAGUCGUCCUCUUUAAGGAUUUUGAAGUUGGGAAGAGGUAUAAGAGGAAAAUUAUCCUGACAAACAUCUCCUACACUAUUAGUGUUUGCAGAUUUAUCAGAAUCUCUCCAGACCUGAGGGAGUUCGUCUCUGUCAACUUUCAGCCUCCUGGUUCUUUAUCUACUGGGAUGUCUUGUGAAAUGCUGGUUACAUUCCAUCCACUGAUUAAUGAAGACCUGGAGGGAGAAUGUUAUUUUGAAUCAACCUUUGGCCCCUUCUCUGUGCCGGUCAGAUGCGCCAUGAAGAAAUGCAGCCCGGAGGUUGACUGCCAGUCUAUUGACUUUGGUUCGUACGUUGUUGGCCAGAGUGUUUCACGGACUAUAACCCUGACCAACAACGGAGCACUGGCCAGCUUCUUCAGCGUGGGCACCUCCAUGCAUCUCUCUCCGGCAAGGAGGCAUGCCCGAUUGCCAUCCCAGGAUUUCCUCAGCACAGAUCCGGGAAGUGAUAACAUAACUUAUUCUGGUCGCGGGAGUUCUCAUUCGCUGGAUUUAGAGGAGGUCCAUCCAAAGCAGCAGAGUCUUUCAAUGGAAUCUGAAAUAAACCCUCAACUUUCCUUUGAUGCGGGCACACGCGUAAACCUGACCUUGGUAGACUACUGCGAUAUUACACUUGGAAACGUAAGAGGAGGAGAGAUUGGACCCUUUCAAAGUGUCAAGCUGGAAAUUUUAUUCAAGCCAACCAUUCCUGGAGAGACCAUAAUGGACUUCUACAUCAGAUUCUCAGACAGAAACACAAAACCAAUACCCAUCCAUGUCAGUGGUGUGGCGGUCAGCAACCCUGUAUGGAUUAUUCAACCCAGCAUUGACCUGAAGAUCUGCACCUUUGACCGCCUUUAUCAAUACACCAUCGUCGCUCAGAGCAGAGAAAACAGAGCUUUUAAACUGACCUUUGAUAUGUGCCCGGAGAUGAGGAAACACAUGGAGAUUAUACCAAAACGUGGCUUCAUCCAGGCUCUGUCAACUUUUAAGGCCCAGCUGAAAUUCAUCCCAAGACAUUCCCUGUCCAAAGAUGCUGGGAAUUAUUUUGACAGUGACACAGGCGUCCUGGAGGUUCCAAUGACAGUGCAAGUAGCAGGGCAGGUGCUUCCAGCUCAGUACACAAUACAUGCUAUUGUCACAUCUUCAGACCUGCAGUUUGACCAGACCGAGGUGGACUUUGGUCACUGUUCUAUCUUCCAUUUUGUCAGAACCACUGUUUGCCUCACCAACAUGUCCAUCCUGCCUCAAGACUUUGGUUUUGUGGCGGUUCCUGAGUAUAUUGAGGUCCAGCCUUACGAUGGCUUUGGCACUCUGCUUCCUCAAGAGACCCUGGAGAUCGAUCUGAUCUUCAGCCCUAAAAAACCUAUAGAAUAUAAUUUCCAACUCCACUGCAAAUCUGGAAUUGACAGAGACUUUGUGCUGCCUUGUCGAGGUGUGGGUUUUCAUCCACCGCUGGUGCUUUCCCACUCUCUGAUUCAAUUCAAACCUACGGCAGUAGGCGACAAAUCCACUGCCACGAUCUACCUGACUAACUACCAAGAUAAAGAAGCUGGAACUCGACUCAUCAAAGUUGUCUCAGCAGUCGAAGCUCCGAGGUUGUUCUGCUUCAUCUUACCAAAGGAUUCCGACAUCAGCAUAACGCCCUCAGUAGGACGCCUUCUCCCCGGAGAGAGAUGCCUGGUUCAGGUGAUGUUCAGACCUGUUCUUCCGGAGAAAAUGAUCAAUGAAGAGGCUCUCCGUCUGCAACAAAGCACCAAGUUGACCAGCGAGAAGGAGCAAGAUGUGAGCAGACUCCCUGAACAGGAGAUGAAAAGAGACGUUGCUGCUGAACCCAACAAAGGGAGGAGGACCCCUGCGUCUGCGAAGAGGAGGGAUAUGUCCUUUCCCUCCUCCAAAUUCGCUGACCGAGUUUCCUUAAAUCCACGAUGUGAACUGUAUGGGAAGGCCAGGGACUCGUUGCUGCGCUCCUUUACUCAAUACUACAAAGAGUACAUCGUUCGCUGCUUUGUGUCAGACGGAGAUCCUCCAGAGGCAAAUGUCCAGCCAACAUGGAGUCCCGUAAACACGCUCCACCUGAAGCUGGAAUGUCCCGCUAUACAGCCCCCUCUGCUGGUGACUUCUGGCAAUGGCAAUAACGUCUUAGAUUUCCGUCAAGUUUACAUAGGAAGCAGAGUGGUUGAAAGGUUUACAAUUCAGAACAUUUCAGAGGAGCCUGUGGAACUAACAUCAUCAUUGUUGGACAUACAUGGUCCUUUUUCCCUGGUCAAUGCUAUGAGAGGCUUAAACCCUGGAGAAAAACACACUUUGGUCCUGGCUUUCUGUCCAGCCUUGAGAAAAAAGUACUGUGAAAUACUCCACGUGCGAACCCUGAAAAUGGUUUUGGAAAUCAUUCUUCGAGGAGAGGGAGCGCUUCCUUUUGUCUCUUCGUCUCACCCUGGAGAUCUCCCUGAUGUUGUCUACGCGUUGGAGAAAGACAUUGUGUCCCAACACUUCAAGCUUAUGAACUGUUCAGCUGAGACCGUGGAUUACAGAGUGAUGCUGGCCAGUCACUCUCUGAACAGUCCUCAGCACGGAGCUGACAGGGUAACCUUGCUGCUGAAUGGACAUAGAGGCACCCAGAUCCACCCAGCUGUGGGAACGCAGAACUACAGAGGGCUAAGUGUCUUCAGUGUACUGCCACUAGAGGGCAGCCUUGCUCCUGGAAAGAAACAAGACGUCACCAUCACUUUUCAACCUGACCAUUCUUCCCUCAACUACACAGACAGACUCACCAUAGAGCUGCUAAAUAAGUGUAAAGUCUGUGAGAUAGAUCUGAAGGGUGCAGUUCCUUCCCGGAAUAUGUACCUGUGUGGAAUGGAUUCUUUAACAGUACCCAUUGAUUCUCUUCUUCCUGUCUUCACUCCACUUCAUCCUCAACUCACAGAAGCGGAGGAGAAGCCGUGUAUCCCAGUGCUCGUCACUCUGGUGGCCAGCUACAAAGCAAGGGUCGUCAGGCCUGCUGUCAGGGAACUGCGGGUGGGCUGCAUCAGCUCCCCACACGCCAAUAAGAAGAGUGGUGAGUUUCACUGGGACGACCUGGCAGCUGUGCAGCAGCAGGGCUUUCAGCUGGAACCUGCUAAAGGCGUCGUGGAGGCAGGAAGCAGCUGUUCCAUCACCAUCACAUGGACACCCCAAAGUACAUACCAGCCCUUUGAGCUGGUCCAGGUGUGCGUCCCCCUCACUUUGAAGAGCGAUGAGGUCACAACUUACAAAGUGACGUUGAUGGCUUUUGUCUCAUCCGCUGCUGACUGACCAAUACAGGAAAUGGAUGCAGAUUUUCACUGUUUUUAUUAUUUUGAUUUCCAGGUAGUUAAACCUUUUUUUCUUUUUUUGCUCUUUGUGGUUAGCAAAAAUUGUGCGUUGUUUUGGAGAGUCAAGACAUGGAUGAUGCAUAAAUUUAGAAAUUCAUGAUUGGAAAAAAAUAAAUAAAUAAACAGAAGUACUGUAAGGAUUUGCUGUUGUGGUCAUAAAAGUGCUGCCAUGUAAAAACUGAACCAUAAGAACUAAACGGUAUGUGCAGAAAAAAAAUGCUUUUGCAAAACGUCAUUUGAACUAUUUUAGUUGAAUAAAUUCCUAACAUGAGAACAGCUAAAGCUGUAACUGUACCUCUGUUAUAAAGCUUUUCAUAUAAAAACAUUAUAAAGCUGUGUUUGUCUAGAUUAAAUGUAUACAAAAAGAAAUUAAAAAAAAUCUGAAUGAUGAGUGAAUGCCAUAAAAUAUGCAAAUGAUUUCCUAGAAUAAUAGUUGGGAAAGCAAGGUUUGAUUGCAGUAAAGUAUCAUGGAGUGGGAAAGAAAAUGUUUUGACUGUGAAGUACAGCAUAUGAUUGUAGAAGUGAUUUCCACCACUAGAGGGAGCGUAUAGGACCAAAUGAACAGUUCUGAUAAAGACAAAAUAAAUCAAGUGCGCUGAUAAAUAUACAAUAAAAGUACGGGUGUCAUUCUUAUGGAGCCAGGAAGCCAAAUCCCAUUUUGGAGAUGUUUUUAGUUUAAAUAUCAACAAUUACUUUUUUAAUAUUUGCAUUAAAUGCAGGUUUAAUUGAUUUUCUUUUAAAAAAGCAUUGUUUGCCAUCUAAAAACUGUUGUUUCAAAAGGUUGAUUUUAAGUUUAUUUACUUGUGCAGCUGCAAGAGCAUAUUCUUGCUUAUGGCAUGUAAAACCAAAGUUGGUUAUUAAAAAUAGAUAGUAUUAAUAUUUCAUUAAUAAACAGAAACUUUAGAGAAAAAUCUAUAUGGAAACUUGGCCACAUGUAGACUGUGCUGAAACAUUAGGGUCUGGGUUGGGUUAGCCGCUUCAGGCUACUUUUAAAAAUUUAUCCACACUGUUUUUUUAGCUUUUACUUUGACUGGUGAUGGACCUUCUCAGAAGUAAGUAGAUAUAUACUCCAUUAUGCAUAAUGUUGUGUGUGUGCUCUACAUUUUAGAAACUCAAAAGCAGUGCCUCUCACAAUUUCUGAAGUUCCCUACAAGCAUGUGAAGAGUCUUAAAAUAAACAAUUUUUUUGCAGCAGCUCAUUCUUCGACUAAGUUUAGAAAAAUCCACAUCUUAUUUGAGUGCAAAUAUUUAAAGUAAAAAUAAAUCCCCUGUUAAGAAACACUGGUGCUGCAAUUGUUAUUCUUCCAAUGUGUUUAAAUUAACAGAAGUAUCUUAAACUAUUUUUUAAAAUGCAUAUAAUAUGCCAGAAAGGUUUGUUUAUUUUUAGCAACUCGCAGGAGAUGAGCAAAGGUCAACUGUUGUGGUUGAAAAAUAUUCAGAGAUAUCUAACUCACAAUCUAGUCAUUGUAAGAAAUAUUUGUUGUUUUUUUUGUUGUUUUUAUUUUUUUUUUAAAAGCCUUGUGAUCAAUUUUCCACAAGAUCAGUUAUUCUGGUGAGAAUUGUAGAAUUGUAGUUGAAGUUCAAUUGACAAUAUAAAGAAGGAAUGCUAAGCUAACAUUUUGAAGAUCUAGUGACCAUCUCAUGGUACAAUAAAUAGUUACUUAUAGAGUACGAGUUGUACUCUGUCAUUUCCUGUAAUACAUUCACGUUCUUUGUAUUUGUCUCCAGGAUUCUGAGGUGCCCGGCAGGUCUGGCAGAAACUUUAGCCCAGAAUUUUUCAGAAUUAUAUAUUACAUUUGUAUCAAAUCAUCUCUUACAAACCCUGAAAGCGUGUUCAACUUGUCUAAUAAGGCCCUGCACAUCUGAACAGCAGAUGUCACUAAUGCCUUGUAAUGGACCAAUAGGAGCUGACCUCUGUCUGAGAUGCAUGCAGUAAGCAUUUAUCAGAGAUUGUUGGAGAUUAUAAUAAAUCAGAUUACUGCAUCCUAACCUGCCUAUAAAAAGCAAGGUCAUUAAGAGCUUAGCCUCGUGUAAUGUCACUCGUUUUAUGAAAUCUAUUAGGUUAUAUGAGACGAUAUUUGUGUUGCUGUUUUGCCUCUCUUUUUUUUCUUAAUCUGAUUUCUCCCCUGAUCUCUUCCUAAUACGCUAAGAUAGUGCUACUUACGCUGCACACUCAGGCUAACUAGGAAAUGUAUCUCUAAAUAUGAAUGUGAACAGAAAUGUGGUAAAACACACACAAAUUAUAUGCUUCUUGACAGUGUCCCUACGAAUGUAGACAUUCCAAACCAAAACACAGACAUCCUCCAGAACUUAAUCGUGUGCAACGAGAUUAGAAAAAAAACGUCGCAACAAUGUCAGCUUGCAAAGUUUUUAUUGUAUGCAACCAAGGAAAUUAUGCAACCUGUGUUAGCCGAUGAGGGUCGUCAUAGUAACACAGUUCAAAAACUAGAUGUGUUGUAACUGAUUUAAGACCCUGGGGUUUUAUAGCUGUGCUAAAGACCCUCCACAACACACGUAUGCAAACAGGCGUGGGGCGUAUCCACGGACAACUGAAUCUUAGCGGCAUUAACCUGGGUGGAUGAGUCCCACUAGAAAUCCACACCCAGACCUGUCUCUGUUCAACAUUUCUUUAAUAUAUGUUUUUUUAUUACUAUUAUUAUUUAAAAAAUCUAACUAUGUUAUGCAUCACUGCAAUUAAAACAGAACAUCAAACAAUGGUACUCCUUUGCAUACCUCCACAGGGAACAGUAAAUUUGCUUUUGUGGGUGUUAUUUUUUUUUCUUUACACAAGUGUAUGUUCUUCUUCAUGUUCGCGUUUUCUUCUUGGAGGAGGUAUCCCUAUACGCCGUUAAAUGUCAUUUUGAUUAUUUAUAUGUGAGAAAAUCUCACUUAGGUGACCCAAAUAUGCAAAAUAAUAUUUUAAGAAAUAGUAUCAGUCUCCCUUUUUUGUAUUAUUCUUAUUUAGUGUUAUCCAUGCAGACUUAUCAGGAACAUUCAAGAACAUUCUUCUUACAAACCGAGCCUGUUGCUGCUGCUCUCGUCCCCCAUUGGACUGGACCCAAAGCACACUUUGUUGCCUCGGAGGACCACAAAGUGUUCCAUGUCUCCAAGUAACGCCUUAACCCAGCGAGCAUUAGCUCCUCCUCUGAGCAUGCUGCCUGAAGGAACCGGUAAUAAUGAUUAAGUCCUCUCUGUGUUUCAGUGAUGGCCCACCCACAGGACAUGAAUCCCCAGUGAUUACUUUGUCCAAAACAAAAGCACAGACACAUUAAUCUGUUAAAUAUAAAGACUGACACGGGUAAUAUCAGAUAAAUACAAUUCAUUGGCACACUUAUUUACAUAACAGCUUAUUCUGAAAGUGUGAAUAAUGAAAAUUGACCAAAAUGAAACAAAGUAAAUCUGUGGGAAUGCACUGUUGUAGCAAAUUAGAACUCAAUACUUUUAUUUUUCCAAACUCUCUGAAAGACUCUCCUGGCUGACAGCAUGUGUGUGGGGAAAGCUGGCCCGUCUGCUUUGAAUUUCAAAUUAAACUGCGCCGGUUUUUCUGAGGUAGCAGUUCAGCGUACCGCAAUUUUCAUAUCGCAUGUAAAAAGUAACUUGCUGUCACGCUCUCAAUUAAUCAAAAUUCUCGCGUAAAAUGUAUUUUUAUCUUCAAACAUUUUAUGUCUCUGAUUUUUUUUAAAUGCAUUGAUAAAAAUAA